AUGCGAGACGCGCGAGCACGCGGCAGGGGGGCAAAACAACAACGGAAGGAACUUACUGAAGAACAAAAAGCUGACAUCAAAGAAGCAUUUGAUCUUUUUGACCCAGAUGGUACUGGUAAAAUUGCAACAAGAGAGUUGAAGGUAGCCAUUCGAGCCCUUGGCUUUGAACCUUCAAGAGAAGAAAUUAGAAAAUUGAUUGUAAGCGUUGAUCCUGAUGGUCUUGGAAAGAUAUCGUUUGAAGAAUUUCUUGACCUCAUGUCGACCAAAAUGGCAGAAAAGGAUUCUAAAGAGGAAGUGUUAAAAGCUUUCCGCUUGUUUGAUGAUGAUGGAACUGGGAAAAUUACCUUCAAAAAGUUAAAGCGUGUUGCUAAGGAGCUAGGAGAAAAUUUGACUGAUGAAGAGUUGCAGGAGAUGAUUGAUGAAGCUGAUCGAGAUGGUGAUGGGGAAAUUUCACAAGAAGAGUUUCUCAGAAUUAUGAAGAAAACUUGUUUGUAUUGAGGAAUAUUUAUUUAUUUAUUAAAUUGAUAUUUUUAUUUAUUCAAGUCGUAUAGUUAUAAAAGGUUAUGUCAUCAAAAUUUCUCAAUGAAUACAUAUGAUUUUUGUGAAGAUGUAAUAUUAAUUUAUAAUA
Molecule: messenger RNA, 628 nt
Organism: Phymastichus coffea
Lineage: Eukaryota; Metazoa; Arthropoda; Insecta; Hymenoptera; Eulophidae
Exons: 2
Coding region: 1-498 (165 amino acids)
Biological process (GO): centriole replication; mitotic cell cycle
Cellular component (GO): centriole; centrosome
Molecular function (GO): calcium ion binding
Source: RefSeq, a predicted model, not a curated record